Messenger RNA from Polistes canadensis, 3214 nucleotides. It is a transcript of the gene kar, whose product is annotated as monocarboxylate transporter 10. The record is from RefSeq and is a predicted model, not a curated record. The coding region runs from base 596 to 2500 and encodes 634 amino acids. The transcript is spliced from 13 exons. Gene Ontology annotation, biological process: transmembrane transport. Lineage: Eukaryota; Metazoa; Arthropoda; Insecta; Hymenoptera; Vespidae. Gene Ontology annotation, molecular function: monocarboxylic acid transmembrane transporter activity.
AGUAUCAUUCUAUUUUGGGUGGAGAAUAUAUUGUUGAUUCAAAAUAUUAAUUGUUUAUAGGAUUAAUAAUCAAUAAUGGCUCGUGAAUAUGGUGUAUUUAAAUAUAAUUGUUACGUGAAAUUAAAUUCCUCGAAUAGGUCAUUCAAAAAUCUAUUAUUCUUCCAUGACAUUGUUGGAUAACGAAAGAAGAUAGCAUAGAAGAAUCAUUGGUGUCAAUCUCAGAAACGAGUGAACCGUACCAGCGAAUGUAAAAUGCUAACAAAGAAAGAAAAGGAAAGAUCUCACAUAAAAGUAAAAUUCAAUGACAAGGAAAAAUAAAAUAUAAGGUGGAAAGUGUUAUUGACGGAAGUUGUUAAAAUGCAGAUGUUCAGAGUUAUAGGAAGAAGGGAAAGAAUUUCUAAUUAUCGAUUCAAAUUCUUGAGUAAUUAGGAGUUCGGGUUGAUGGGAUCGGCUGAACUCGGGAUCAGAUCGUUCGCGCGGGCUGCCGACGGCUCGUGGUCAACGUUCGAGACUUAGUUUGUGUCCGACAGUGCGCUCGGAUGGUUUCAUUGUAAGAGGCUUGCAAAAUUGCAAAUUUUUGUUAAUAUCAUCAAAAAUGACAGUUACCGAUAAUGUUCAAGAUAAACGUAACGCUAAUCUUUACGUUUUAAGUAAUAACUCUCUUGAACAAGAAUAUGGUCGAACUAAACAAAAACUAACAAACACGAAUGAAUCAUUGGAGGCUGCAAAUGUUCAGGGAAAUUCGGAUGAAUUCGUUGAGCCUUGUCCUGAGACGAAACUCAUAUCAUCGGAAGAGGAACCAGAAUUAAUUAUAUCUAACGAUUCUAAAUCAAAUAGAUUAAAGAAGAUCGAAAGCGAGGAAUCACUUGCAAAAACAAAUUGGCAAGAAGAUGUGGAAGCUAAUAAUACUGAUAUUAAUAUUCCACCUGAUGGUGGUUUAAGAGCUUGGAUGAUCAUGUUGGCUAGUUUCUUUAUCAAUGGUAUUUUAUUUAGCGUUAUCAACACCUACUCUUUAAUUUACCUCGAACUACAAAGGAAAUUGAUGGAAGCUGGAGAAACGGAAGUAUCUUCUAAAGCAUCUUUGGUUGGAUCAUUGACCAUCGGUACGACAUUUUUCCUAUCGCCGGUCGCUGGUAUCCUCACCGAUAAAAUUGGUAUUCAGAUGACUACCUUUUUAGGAGGUGCAAUUGCAUCAAGUGGUAUGCUUCUUUCUUCGAUGCUCUCUGAUAAGGUAGAAUUAUUGUAUCUGACUUAUGGUGUUAUGUAUGGGCUCGGUGCAAGUCUUGCUUACACACCGAGCUUAGUUAUUUUAGGACAUUAUUUUAAAAAAUAUCUGGGAUUAGUAAAUGGCAUAGUUACGGCUGGUAGUUCUUUAUUUACAACACUUGUACCAUAUCUGAUGGAAACCCUUUUACGACAUUUCGGAUUAGAAGGAACGUUUCGAAGUUUAGCAGCGUUAACUUCAAUUGUCAUGGUUUGCGCGCUACUUUUCAAACCGAUACCACUUAAGAAAUCUCCGCAAUAUCGAACAACGCAAACUACGAAGUUUCAAGACCGUUUGAAGGAAGUUAUUAAUUUAUCUAUAUGGAAAAGAAAACGAUACGUUGUCUGGGCCAUUUCUAUUCCGCUUGCUUUAUUUGGAUAUUUUGUACCAUACGUACAUAUCGGAAAAUUUGUAGCUACCACAUUUAAAGGCUCUGAUGGAAAAUUGCCAGUUAUGUGUAUUGGUAUUACUUCUGGAAUAGGUCGAUUAAUAUUCGGAUAUAUUGCCGAUUUGCCUAAAGUAAAUAGAAUAUUAUUACAACAGGUAUCAUUUCUAAGCAUCGGUAUGCUCACGAUGUUACUUACCGUAACACCAUCUUUUAAAAUUUUACUAAUCAUUUCUUUGAGUAUGGGAUUAUUUGAUGGAUGUUUCAUAUCAUUAUUAGGUCCAAUUGCUUUCGACAUUUGUGGUCGUGAGGGUGCAACUCAAGCAAUUGGAUUUUUAUUAGGAAUGUGUUCUAUACCUUUGACGGUAGGACCACCAAUCGCUGGUCUUUUAUACGAUCAUACCGGUUCCUAUGAUUUGCCUUUCUUAUUGGCUGGAGUACCGCCAAUAAUUGGGGCAUUAUCUAUGUUUUUAAUAAAAUGUGUUAAGGAAACAGAUAGUGAAAAUGAUGCUGAUUCAAUUACCGAAGAUCCAACGGCAAAAUCAACAUGCCAAAAUGGAAUGGCAAAGGCUAACCUACUAUCAUCGUCUUUUGUAACAACUACUCGACGUGAUUAUGGACUACAUAAAGAUAAAACAAGAAUAAAGAAGUAUCUAUACAUACAGACUGAAUAUGGAUCUAAAGGAAUGUUGACUAUUAAAUCUAAUAAAAAUGGCAGCAGUGGUGAUUAUUGGCAAAACUCAAGAUGUUCAGAAAAAACACCUUUAUUAUUCGACAAAAAUCAAAUUCUAUUGUCAAGAACAUCAUUUUUACAACGUAAAGAACAAUCAUCGAUGCUUCUUACAUUGUAAUAGCAAAGUAAUAAUGAAUUAUUAUAUCAAUUACAUAAAAAAUGUCACAUAGAUAUUUUACUUUUAUUUUUAUACUGUUGUUUGAUACAUUUUUUAUAUAUUGAUCACAAAUAUAACUGAUAAUUGAUUUUAUGUAUUAAUUAUAGACGUCAUACUGAGAAAAACAACAAAAUCCAUUGUAUGUAAGAAUAAUAAUCUACUUCAAUAUUUAACUUAAAUUGACACUAAUUAGUAAACAAAAUGUUACUAUUAAUCUUUAACUUAAAUUAUUUUAUGCUAUUUCAGUUAUAAUUUUGAUGAUGUAAAACAAUGAUGGCAAUAAGCUUUAACUUUCUAAUUGAAAUACAGUUAUAUUUUUAUAGAAAUAUUUUAUAUAAUGUUAUACGAUGUUUAAUAUGAUGAUGAUGAUGAUGAUGAUAAUAGAAUGUACGUACAACAGUGUAUGUACUACACAUUAUUUUUGUUAUCAUUUAAAUGAUUGUUUACUUAAUGUUGCAUUUCUGGAUAUAAUAAUAUAUUGUACAAUAAAAAUAUGUUAUAAUGUCAUAGUUAAUUUUUUACAAAUAAAAAAUGUAUUCGAAGUAGCAACAUUGAGUAAGCAACUUUAAUGUAUUAUUCUCGUAAUGAUUCAUGUCAAAUAUAAAAAAAAAAUAUUCGUUAAUUUAUGUAUGAUGCAGUUCAAUUGAAUUUACGAAUAAAAAAUUCGCUGCUUAA